AUGGUUCUUCUGGGUCGACGCAGAUCGAUUGGGUCUAUACUGCGGAAAGAAAUUCUAGAUCAUAGAAAACCUGCGGCUGGUCGAGAACCAGUACUUUGUGUGCGAGAGAGAGCGCAAAGGUUCAAAUCACUUCGUGCACCGCCAUGCUACAUUGUCUUUUGUGACGGGAAUGAGGUUGCAGUCAUCGAGAAGGACUUGAACACUGGGAAGACCAGAUUCUCCAACGAUUUCUUGGUACACACAAACCAUGAUGUGCAUCAUCUCGUGGAUGCAAAGUCCGAGGAAUACGCUAAAGCCUCAUUUCUUGGGCAUGAGGAGUGGCUUGAGGAAUCUACAAAUCGAAAGGAGUGUUUCGAGAGAAAGUGGACCAGGCAUCUGAUAAGGAAUCAGUGGGAAGCAACUGCGAAAGAGUCAUCUCAUGGAAUUGAAGGUGGCACCACGACUUAUCCCGUACAAGAAUCGACAUUGAAACGAUGGGUAAGCUCGGGUACAACAAUGGCAGAUUGUACACACUUUGCAUGCAUCAUGGACCCCAAGAGCGGCGAGAUCAGGUGGCUGCGGCGUGGUCCAAAGGCGUAA
Molecule: messenger RNA, 579 nt
Organism: Pestalotiopsis fici W106-1
Lineage: Eukaryota; Fungi; Ascomycota; Sordariomycetes; Amphisphaeriales; Sporocadaceae
Exons: 1
Coding region: 1-579 (192 amino acids)
Source: RefSeq, a predicted model, not a curated record